Messenger RNA from Hippopotamus amphibius kiboko, 1824 nucleotides. It is a transcript of the gene POLR2C, whose product is annotated as RNA polymerase II subunit C. The record is from RefSeq and is a predicted model, not a curated record. Lineage: Eukaryota; Metazoa; Chordata; Mammalia; Artiodactyla; Hippopotamidae. The transcript has 10 exons. Gene Ontology annotation, molecular function: DNA-directed RNA polymerase activity; protein dimerization activity; DNA binding. Gene Ontology annotation, cellular component: RNA polymerase II, core complex. Gene Ontology annotation, biological process: DNA-templated transcription. Bases 44 to 856 code for a protein of 270 amino acids.
GCAGCAGAGCUGGCGCCGGAGGCCGGGCGAGCGGUUUGGCGCGAUGCCGUACGCCAACCAGCCCACCGUGAGGAUCACGGAGCUCACCGACGAGAAUGUCAAGUUCAUCAUCGAGAAUACGGACCUGGCGGUGGCAAAUUCUAUCCGGAGGGUCUUCAUCGCGGAGGUGCCCAUAAUAGCAAUUGACUGGGUUCAGAUUGAUGCCAAUUCCUCCGUCCUUCACGACGAGUUCAUUGCUCACAGGCUUGGAUUAAUCCCGCUCACUAGUGAUGACAUUGUGGACAAGCUGCAGUACUCCCGGGACUGCACAUGUGAAGAGUUCUGCCCUGAGUGCUCGGUGGAGUUCACCCUCGACGUGCGGUGCAACGAAGACCAGACGCGUCACGUCACAUCGCGAGACCUCAUCUCCAACAGCCCCCGGGUCAUUCCGGUGACAUCCCGGAACCGAGAUAACGACCCCAAUGACUACGUGGAGCAGGAUGACAUUCUCAUCGUCAAGCUGAGAAAGGGCCAGGAGCUGAGACUUCGAGCCUACGCCAAAAAGGGCUUUGGCAAGGAACACGCCAAGUGGAACCCGACGGCAGGGGUGGCUUUUGAGUAUGAUCCCGACAAUGCCCUGCGGCACACAGUGUACCCCAAGCCGGAGGAGUGGCCAAAGAGUGAGUACUCAGAGCUGGACGAGGAUGAGUCGCAGGCCCCCUACGACCCCAACGGCAAGCCAGAGAGCCCCCAAAGAAAGAUCAACCUAGGAUCAAACCUAGGGCCCAAAACUGACCAAAGCCUUCAAGUGACAAACAUGAAAAUGCUGGAGCAGGUUUUACUACAAUGUGGAGUCCUGUGGCUCUCUGCGCCCUGAAACCAUUGUCCUCUCAGCCCUCUCCGGAUUAAAGAAGAAGCUGAGUGAUUUACAGACCCAGUUAAGCCACGAGAUCCAGAGUGAUGUCCUGACCAUAAACUAGCUGCAGCUCACCUGUUUCAGCAGGACAGCAGCUGAAUUUCAGGUUUCUUCUGAGACUUAAAAUUUUGGCUCCUGGGUACUGGACAGCUGUUGCUCAAGCUUCUUGGCAAGUCUUCAGUACCAAUUAGAAAGGUAGCAGUGGGGAAGGGUAGGUCCAGCCCAGCCUUGCUCAGUCGUAGAUUACCAGGGCCACCACUGCUGUUGAAGGCAGGAUGGUUUUCUCCUGGAUGCUCAGCGUCCCUGGCCCUGCCUGCUGACUGGCAGUAGUGUUCCCCAGAGCAUCCCUUCUACCCUGUCUCCCAGUGUGCCUCUAGGGGGCACAGUGUUCCCUGUUGAGAACCACUAAGCUGGACUCUAUAUUCUAUCUGGUCAUUUCAGCUCAUUACUUCAGAUCCUUUCUGUUCACAAGUUGGAAUAUUCACCCUUGUACCUUAGGCUUCUGUGUUAGGAUUAAGUCUAGAAUCCUCAUUCAGGCUGCCUGCAAGCCCUUCCAGCCCCUGCCCCAGCCGGCGUAUCGGUACUUCACUCAAAUUCCCAAGUGUCCCUAAUUUGAGAACCCUUUGAGAGGAGCGUUAGGCCCAGGCUGUCCCCCUCUUUCCACCAGUAAACCUUGUAUUUUGUUUUCAGCCCAUGAGUUUUGAACUUCACCAGCAAUGGCCAGAUUAUUUAAUUUGUGGGGGAGGGCAAGGGCUUAAUGAAGGUCUGGUCUUGACCCCUUAGCCCUGUAGGUAGGAAGCAGUUACUUAGGCAGCCUGGCAGGAGAAGCCUGGAGAAAACCGGAGAUCUCGUACAGAAAGGAAGGGUUAUUUAUUAACAGUAGUUGUCUUUUGAAAGUUUUUAUUUUUGGCAAUAAAGAGCACAACGUA